This is a messenger RNA of Durusdinium trenchii, 1001 nucleotides long. Lineage: Eukaryota; Dinophyceae; Suessiales; Symbiodiniaceae. The record is from the annotation of a GenBank genome assembly.
AAUCUGUAAGCUGAGAAAACCGCUUCGCAAUUUCGCCAUGCAAAUCAAAGUGCUUUGUUUGCUUCUGGUGGUUUUGGCCGUGGCAGUGGCAGUGGGUAUACAUUCGAUUAUGGUUGCUUUGAGAGCUCCACUACCUUUCACUGUUUCGGUGGAGUACCGGGGCCAGGUGCGAAAAUAUCCGCCAGAGCCAACUGAGGGCAGGCCGGAGGGUAGCGAUUUGCAAGUGGAAAAGGAGCAACCUUGUGGUUUCUGGGAGAUCUUCAUCAAUCACAACGAAGGACCAGGCGUACACAAGUGGACACACUACUUCCCAAUUUAUGAAGAACAUUUUGGACAUUUUUGCAGAGGUCGCGAGAAUUUGACCAUGGGGGAGAUUGGUAUCCACUCUGGCGGCAGCUUGCUCAUGUGGCGUCAGGCUUUUGGGGAAAAGCUGCAGCUCCUGGUUGGUAUGGACAUCAAUCCAGACACCAAGGCAUGGGAGCGCUUCGGGCCGAAUGUCAAGGUGGAAAUCGGGAGUCAGGGAGACCCACAGUUUCUGCAGAGCGUGAAAAGGAAGUAUCCUGAAGGUUUUGACAUCCUUUUGGAUGAUGGCUCUCAUAUUCCAGAUCAUCAGUUCACCACCUUCGUGCAUAUGUGGGAGAUGAUCCGUCCUGGUGGUGUGCUUCUAAUAGAGGAUGUUCACGGAGUGAAUCCGUUGUUGCAUUGGCUGCUUCAUGGGCACAGCCACGAAAAUGCCUCGAUGCCUGGUUGGUAUUACCCAAAUGACAAAGAGACCGGCAAAGCGACGGAAGUUCCCACGGAUGACGGAAAUCGGCUGAAUCGGGCUCCAAUGAUGGCCUUCACAUCUCUGAGUGUUCAGAGAGAAGUAGAGAGCAUCAAGGUCUACCCAUUUGUGAUUGCCAUCACCCGGCGCAAGGUUCCCCUGGUGGAUGUCCAAGCGAUUCAGCACGGCUCGCAAUGGAUGCCAUACUGAGGGCUUUCAUGCCAAAUGCGCUGUGGCU